AUGGAUUCUGAAAUUAUUGAGCCUAUCCAAGUCAACAAGGAAUACCAAAAUGAGCAGAUUGAGCUAUACAAUGAGAAAUACCUUGGCGAUGACUUUGAACUCAGGAACGUCGAGAAGAUACUUGGGAGAAGGAUCAGAGUCUUCUCUGAUAAUGGUGACAUUAAACGCUUCAAGCGCGAGCCAAAGUCUUACAAUAAAGAAUUCGAGAUGAUGUAUAAGGAAUUCAGCCAAAAACCCAAAUUUGCGGUUGAGUAUCUGGUCAAAUGGGAAGGCCUUGAAUACCUAGAGUCAACUUGGGAACCAGAGAAAAUUAUGGACAAGCUUCAACACCUUAAAGAUUCUAUUGGCAUGAAAGCUUGCAUGAAGCAAAAGAAUCUCAAGAGAACAUUCAGAAAGUACGAUAAAGAGAUGUAUGUUGAGUAUGAACUUGAGCAGAAAAAGCUCAACAUCAGAGAAGGAUCUCUGAAGAACAAUGAUAUCCCGGUCAAAGUCAUCGGAAUCAGAAGAAGUAAAGGAGAGAUUUAUGUGAAGGUGAACUGGAAGAGCAACUCUGGAGAAGCUGUCGAAAACUCUCUUGUAAAGAGCGAAUUGCUUACAGAGUACUAUCCUCAUAUUCUCUGUGAUUACUAUGAAUCCCACUUGAAGUUUAUGAAAACCAAAAGUAGAUUCCCUCGUAACAAGAAUAUUCAUUAAUUUUAUC
Molecule: messenger RNA, 700 nt
Organism: Moneuplotes crassus
Lineage: Eukaryota; Ciliophora; Spirotrichea; Euplotida; Euplotidae
Source: the annotation of a GenBank genome assembly